This is a messenger RNA of Diabrotica balteata, 2406 nucleotides long. The record is from the annotation of a GenBank genome assembly. NCBI's taxonomy places the organism in Eukaryota, Metazoa, Arthropoda, Insecta, Coleoptera, Chrysomelidae.
AUUCAAAACUGACAUUGUCUUUGUAAUGUCAUACUUGCCAAUUUUUAUAUUUAUUUAUAUUUUAACUAUAGUUAAAGCUACACCAAAGAUCAAACAUUGCAACGAUACAAACGAAAGCGUAAACGGAGUCGGGACAGUUCUAUUUACUCCAGCGGAUGUGUAUAAACAAUGUUGGUCUCUGGAGGAGAUAGCUAUAUUGACGACCAGGAUGAUCCUAGAAGACUUACUGCCGGACGUAACAGUUUUCAACAUAGACAGCAACGCUUUUGUCGACGAUAUAGUUAGUUAUUUCCGAUUGCUAAUUGAAGUUGUAAAGACAGCCACCACUGGUCGAAAAAAACGGGUAACUCUUCUAGCGUUAACUGAUCUACUUGGAGGGUACUUGCAGUAUGCUGUUUUACCCUUAGCUCGGCACGCAUUCUACGCUGGUCUUAUAGAUUACACCAGCAUGGAGAAACUAAUCCAGCUCUUUGAAGAAAUCAAAUGGUUCUUGCGCACCAACGGUCAAGGCUGGCCUAAACCCAUGACAACCACGCCGGUGCUAAUCAUAGAACCAAUCAAUUUUGAAACGGAAACACCAAAAAUACCGAGCUGCUGUAGCCAGCUCUUUUAUAUGGAAUCUGAACAAAAUUCUCAAAGCGAGAAUAAUACUGCCACGGUGGUCACAACAGAAAUUACCUUUCCUUUGCCGUUUUUUGACUCUAGGGUACGACCUUCAGCAAUAGCGGUACCAUUUAAGAGAUUCACGUUAAGAAAUAUCGAGUCCAGGAGAGCCUCGCAUAUUGUACUUAAGUUUUUCAUAGCGUCUACCAAGUGUUUGAAAGAAAAGAAAUCCAGCAAAGCCACGACUUUAAAAUUUCACAAUAGUUUCUUCAGUUGGUUGCGCCGAGAUGUGUUAACUAAAAUUGAAGACGACAAAUUCUACUCUGCUUUUGGAGGAAUACUGCGAAUAGAAGAAACGCUGAAAGCAAUGGGUGCUGUUGAUGAAGGAGAGAAUACGUGUAUUCCUGAAGGUGAGCAAGAAAUUGUGGUUCCAGAAGCAGGCGUAUCACAUAAACACUUUACCUCUUCGAUUAUCUUGAUAGUAAUGUUGGCUAUAAUUUUACUCUGGUUCAUUAUCGGUACCGUCUUUAUUUGUCUUCGAAUGAGACGGUCUCAAAAGAAGCAAGAUGAAAAAGAUCAGACCAAGUCCAGACCUACUUCAACCUCGAGCUUAGGAACCAGUAAAUGGUCGUUGUUUUCCAAAAGCAAAUCAGACCAAAGUGUGGAAGGCAAAUGUAAAUGCUCAUCUAAAACAUCAGCCUUUAGUAGUUCCUACACCAGCGAUAUCGAUUUAGAAGAAAAGAUUAAGAAGAGAAAACAAAAGCAAAGGGAUAAGGCUGUGACUAUUUGUUAUCCUCCUUAUUUAGAACCGUACAUGGAGAAAAACAGACCUGCUGUGCUAGACACUCAGACUACUACGAUGAAGAAGCUACCGUCUAUUGAAGAAAUAUCUGAAGUGACAACUGAAAAUAGGAGUCUGCCUCGAAAAUUAGAAAGAGCUGAUAAUACUGGGCAUAUAAAGGAACAAUCAAGAAAACACGGGACCACUACAUCAGUUCAAAACAUACGUUACGGGAGCCGAUGCCCAAACAUUAAUAUCAAUGCAGCCAGUUCAUCAAAAUCCAAACUUCAGAAGAACAAACACCCGUCGGGAGGAAUGAUAAUAGACGAAUGUUGGUGUGACAUUUUACAUGAAGAAGAUGGAGCAAUUGAGUCUGUAACAUUGGACGAAUCAUUUCCUGGAGUCGAAGACGAUAUGAAAGGUGUACAGCAAAGAGGAAGUGCAGAUAAAACGAGAAUUGAUGAUAGAAAUAGCACAAGAAAAAGCAGUCAAGAGGACAAUACUAAUUACGCUAAAGGGAUGGUUAUACAAAAACAUUCCAGUACUGAAAAAUCAAGAAGUGGUGAAAUGCCUCGAAUACUGUCUGUUACCUUUAGCGGAGAAACGGAUCAAAGUGGACAAAAAUUUGGAGAACCUGUACAAGAUUCACAUGCAGCAUUUGACUCUAGAUACGGAGUAAAUCCAGACGAUCACAUGCAGCGAAAUCAUGAACACACCGUUGCAGAUCUUUCCUAUGAGCAUUUCCGUCCAGAAGAAUCGACAGCAGAAGAAACUUCCGAGGCGAAUACAGAUAAAGAAAGGAUUUCUACCCAUCACAACGCAUGCCAUUCUAGUCUAACUGGUACUUAUGCCAGACAGAUGAAAGAUGGGAAACCGUUCAUUUUCGGAUACGAUCUGGAAACUUCCAGUUCGUCGGAGUUAAGCGACGAAGAAACAGACCUGAAAACGUCUACUUCUAAGUAAAAUAGGAUAUAUUAUAUGUCAAGUAUUUUAUCAUAAAGUCUAUAUUCAAUAUAUUUAAC